This is a messenger RNA of Melanaphis sacchari, 1065 nucleotides long. RefSeq names its product solute carrier family 35 member B1 (gene meigo). Gene Ontology annotation, cellular component: Golgi membrane; endoplasmic reticulum membrane. Gene Ontology annotation, biological process: UDP-galactose transmembrane transport. The transcript has 3 exons. The coding region runs from base 1 to 945 and encodes 314 amino acids. The record is from RefSeq and is a predicted model, not a curated record. Gene Ontology annotation, molecular function: UDP-galactose transmembrane transporter activity; UDP-glucose transmembrane transporter activity. Lineage: Eukaryota; Metazoa; Arthropoda; Insecta; Hemiptera; Aphididae.
AUGAACAAUCGGGCUAAGUUCACCAUCUGUGCCGCUGGCAUAUUCGUGUGCUAUUUCUUCUACGGGAUACUCCAGGAGAAGAUCACACGGGGCACGUACGGUACUCAGGGUGAAAAGUUUACUUACUCGUUGUCGCUGGUGUUUGUGCAGUGCGUGGUCAAUUAUGUGUUUGCUCGAGUCGUGCUCAAAGCGUUCCCCGAAGAGAGCGCUGACACAACGAAGUCAGCAUAUUAUGCUAUCAGCGCGGUCACAUACUUACUGGCCAUGAUCUUCAGCAACAUGGCGUUACAAUGGGUCAACUAUCCUACUCAGGUGGUAGCCAAGUCAGGAAAGCCCAUACCAGUCAUGAUUUUGGGUGUACUAUUGGGACGCAAGUCGUACCCAUUUAAAAAGUAUAUGUUUGUACUGCUCGUUGUCAUCGGAGUAGCUUUAUUCAUGUUCAAAGACGGCAAGUCUAAUCCAUCUCAGUUGGAUUCUUCUUUUUCAGGUCUCGGAGAAAUACUGUUAAUAUUUUCACUGAUGAUGGACGGUAUAACUGGAGCUGUCCAAGAGCGAAUGCGUAGUGAAUCAAAAACAAAAUCUGGACAUAUGAUGGUUAACAUGAACUUGUGGUCAAUGAUGUUUUUGAGUAUUGCACUUAUUGGCACUGGUCAAAUAUUUGACUUUAUUAGUUUUAUACAACGUUACCCUCAGAUAAUUGCGCAUCUACUGUUAUUCUCAGCAUUUAGUGCACUUGGACAAUUCUUUAUAUUUUGGACUGUAAGCGAUUUUGGACCUUUACCUUGUUCAAUUGUGACAACAACGAGAAAAUUCUUUACCGUACUUGCAUCAGUUAUAUUUUUUGGUAAUCCAAUGUUGACUAGACAAUGGAUUGGUACUAUUAUAGUAUUUAUUGGAUUAUUCUUGGAUAGUUUCUAUGGUAAACAACCUGCUAAAAGUAAAUAAUUUUAAUAUUUAUUUUAUCAUAAGAUUUGUCAAUAUUUUAUGUCAGAUUGCUUUUGAUACAAGUAUAUUGAAGAAAUAACAAUACUAUUGUACAUUUCAUUUAUGUUAAUGAAAACAAAU